Messenger RNA from Drosophila innubila, 812 nucleotides. RefSeq names its product serine/threonine-protein kinase pakG. NCBI's taxonomy places the organism in Eukaryota, Metazoa, Arthropoda, Insecta, Diptera, Drosophilidae. The coding region runs from base 248 to 712 and encodes 154 amino acids. The transcript has 2 exons. The record is from RefSeq and is a predicted model, not a curated record.
GAAAUACUUUGUAAGGUAACAAAAGGAAAAAUUCAAGGGUUUUACCCAGGUCAAGCCAGAAGCCAGAAGCAUUCGCACUUUCACACCAGGUAAUUACGCAUUUGACAGGUCAGCCAGCAUUGUCGUUGCAUUGGGCCAGGUCAGCGAGGGCUGGCCAACAGGUAGCAGCGCAAACAGCAAAGGAAUCACAUCCGCUCUUCGCUUCGCUCGCUCGCUCAAUUUCCAGUUACCAAUCGAACUGUCAGUUAUGGAAAGCCAACGCAGUGUUAACAAUAGCAGCCACAACAACAACAACAAUGGCAAUCAUCGUCGUGGCGCUCGUCCCAGCGUGGGUUACUUGCUGUUCCAGUAUCAGAGCGAGUUGACCCGUCGCCAUGCCGAACCCACGCGCUUGUCCCGCACCAAAAUCCACAUCAUCGACGGCCUCGUCUCGCGGACCAUUCGCCAUCUGAAGCACUGCAGCGUGGAGGAGUUGCAGGCCUGCAAACGGGAGCUUGUCUACAAGGAACAACUACGCGACGAGCUGCGCAGCCUGCGACGCCGGAAGAACGUCAGUUCCAGUUCCAGCUCCAGUUCCAGCACGAAUUCCAAUGCCAGCUCCACAUCCGCUGCUACCACUGGAACGUCCAUUAAGGCGCCCAAUACGCCGCCCAAGCCGCGUGCCAGCAAACAAACAACUGUAACCAUCUAUGGACCCGAGAUAUUUGUCUAACAACAUUACUUUAAUUGUACAAAUAGUUAUAGUUAUAGUUAAUGCUUAAUUAAGUUCUAGUUUAAUAUUUGACCUUAAUUGUUGACGAUUAAAAAUCAAA